AUGAAGUUUUCAUUUCAACACCGUGCUUUUUACUGCUACAUUGGGAUGAGCAUUUGGAUUUUCUUUCUGAUUACCGUGGUAUACAAAUACAUAACAGUAAAUGAUGAUCCUGUAGCUGUAAAGUUAGAGCACAAUGAAUACACAUUUAAAAUUGAUACCAAAUAUAGAAGGAUUUUCCAUAGGGCAUGUAAUCCCCCUGAAGAUAUUGUGAGGGGUUCAGAAGGUCUGGUAGAAAUUGAUUCAUGGUUAUUACAAGGAGUUCUUGUUAUAACUAGGCAUGGGGAUAGAGGUCCACUCACACAUCUUAAGGGAGGUGACAAGUUACCAUGUGAUAAUGUGCCAGUUUCAGCAUUGCUGCGAAGUUAUGAAGAGUUUGUACUCAACGCAAGUUCAUCAGGCCGUGCUUGGUGGGUAGCUGGUCCUGGACCCUUUCAUAACUUCCCGUCAUUACCUCGCACUGCAACAACUCACUGCGCCCUUGGACAACUGACACCUAAGGGACUCUUGCAAAUGAUUACUGUGGGUAAUAUUUUACGUGAGGCAUAUGGCGAAAAGCUUAGUUUGGACAACAUGGAGUUAUCUGGGAAGAAAGAUGCAGGCGGUAUAGCGUAUAGUACGCGUUAUCGCCGCACAUUUCAGUCUCUUCAGGCGUUAUCUUGGGGAGGGACGAGGGGUGCCGCAGCAGCACGUGAGGCCCACAGUGUCGCCUUCUGCUUUAGGCACUGUGCCUGCAAUGCUCAUCAUACACUUGCCAAAAAAAUAAGUAUGCAAGCAAAAACCAGACUAGAAUCUCAUCCAAAAAUUAAGGAACUAAUAAAAAAGCUAUCCAAAGUAUUAUUCGAAUCUCAAGAGUAUAUCGAUGCCGAUGUCGUACGAGACGCUCUUUUAGCUUAUAUGUGCCACGACGCACCUCUCCCCUGUUCACAAACAAACAAAAAACUAAAUAUUGACAAAGAAAGGAAAUUUCGUUCGGAAACACUUAGGAAUCUUCUAGAAGUUGACAUUGAUACACUGAACAUGGAGUUGGAUUAUAUUAACAAUCAACUAGACUUUAAUAACGAAAUCGGUAGAAAAGCGCGUGACAUAAUCAAACCAUUUGACAGGAAUAAGCAACCCCUAGACUUUGACGCUCAAAUGGAGAGAGAAAAAUUGCUGUACUACCAACAACGCUAUCUAGAUACAGACUAUGACGACGUGGUGAUUGUUAAAAAGAAUCUAGACGCAGAUUUCAAUUUCCCGAACGAGCAAGAUUUUGACGAAGAAUAUCGAGAACCGACGGAGUCGACUGAACAAUUUUGCGUCAGAAAGGAACAUAUAAUAUCGCUUUUUGCGUAUUUGGAGUGGAGUUACCGUCAAGAUGUGAAAGAUGUUAAUAACAGACGAAGAAGUUUGCUAAUUGCAUAUGGUUUAAUCCAUAAUAUCGUGCAGAAUAUGAUUAGAAUGAUCUCAGAGAAUAAGCCAAAGUUUGUCGUUUAUUCUGGACAUGAUAAGACACUACAAGCGAUGAUUCUUGCUCUAGGUCUUAAUAACUAUCAGCAUUACAACAUACAGUAUGCCAGUCGGAUGAUCUUCGAAGUGUACAGGAGGAAAGAUUUGAUGGACGAAUUUAAGUUUACUAAAAGGAAAGCGGUUGCCCAGGAUUUUUACUUCCGCGUGGUGUAUAACGGCGAAGAUGUUACGGAUGAGAUUGGGUUCUGCAAAAGUACAAUUGUUAUGAAGGUAGUGGAUCCAAUUGAUGAUAGGCGAACGUAUAAUACAUAUCUGUGUCCAAUUGAAAGUAUUGUUAGGUUUAUUCACGAUGAUUAUUUCGCUGGUUUCAAUGUUAGUAAUUAUAAGGACGCGUGUGCUACGUAUGGGAAGCGCGUUUAG
Pieris macdunnoughi is the source of this 1869-nucleotide messenger RNA. NCBI's taxonomy places the organism in Eukaryota, Metazoa, Arthropoda, Insecta, Lepidoptera, Pieridae. The record is from the annotation of a GenBank genome assembly.